CACGGAAGUGUCGUACCGGAAGAAAUUUUACUCGACUUUGGGCGAGUAAAGAGUCGUGCGUUACACGAUGCUGGAAAAGGGAGCGCGGAAGAAGACACGGAAAGGAAGUGACAAGAAGAGCCCAGAUUCUCUCGAUGCUGGCCAUGGAGGAGCGAAAAGGAGGAAAAUGGCAGAAGAUGAGCCAAAGUCUCAGGGAGAGAGUGGAAAAAAGCGUCUGGAUGCAAUGAGUGUGGGUUAUUUCCGGCGAGUUGGGGAGCGACUGAGUGAAGACUUUGAAGAUGCUGAGGAGAGAGUGAUGUUUGUGGAAAACGUCCUCAGUGAAGUCAAAGGUAAAGCAACCCUGGUGGCAAUGGAUUGCACGGGAAGUGUCACGCUACAGCGCCUUCUUCCGCUGUCCAGUCCCGACCAGGUGGCAGAGGUGCUCUCUGAGCUGGGUGGCGAAUCCGGGACAGAGUUCAAGGCCGUUUCUUGUGACCGAUGUGGCGGCCAUGUAGUGGAGAGUGCGGUCAGACAGGUGUCCAGGGCGACAGAGCCAUCUGCCACUGCCGAUAAAGAGGAGGAGGAUAGCGAUGGUGUUCUGGAAGUCCAGGUGUUGUCUUUAACUCGAGUGGUAAGAGACAACAGCGCAGAGCUCAUCAGGCAUGUUCACGGCUCUCACGUGGUCCGCACACUUUUACAUGUGCUGGCUGGCUGUGUAGGACCUCCUCGCACUGAAUCCCGUCCAGGUGCAAAAGGCCGCAAUGCUUCUCCUCAGCUGACAGACUUUGAGAUUCCGACAUCGUUUUGGUAUGAGCUGAAAAGCCUCACAGAGAGUCUGAUGGACAAUGUUAAACUCAGCAUCACAAACUCUGUUGCCAGUGCAGUGUUCCAGACUAUGUUGACCGUGUGUCACAGGAAACGACCCAAACUCUGCAAACAGCUCCUCAAUCGCAUCGUGGAGUACCUGAACAGUUGCCGUUCUGCCCCAGGUGUCAGCCCCCUUCUGGUUUUCCUCAAGGACCAGGCCUCCAGUCAUCUUAUUGAAACCAUCAUUCAGCUGUCGCACAAGUCUGUCCUUCGUGACCUUUACAAGAACCACCUCAAGGGUCACCUGGUCGACCUUGCCCUCCAUCCAAUCGGUAACUUCCCCAUACAAAGGCUGACGGCAGCCACGGCCAAAAACAAGCUGUUCCAGAGCUUGUUUGAUGAGAUGCUCCAAGGUGUGGAGGCCAUCUUGGCAGCAGGUCACAUGGGUGUAAUAGUGCAGCUGGCAGAAAGCUGUGCUGAAAGCGAAGAAAGACAGGAAGAAUUAAUGCAGUGUCUGCUCGAUGCAUUCCACUGUGCAGAACCUGGCUCCAGACGCGUCCACUGCCUCCCUCUCUUUUUGUCCCUUCUCACCUACGAUGUGUACUACCACUCUGACACAGCAGAGGGCAAUAUACACACAGAGGUCCCUCUGUCUUCCAUCUGUUACCAUGGCUCCCGGCUGGUGCAGGCACUAGCCAGGUUCCAGGAGCGCUCCCACCUCCUCAGCAGUCUACGCACACUGACCCCAGAGGACCUCCUGACACUGGCAUCUGACCCCUCUGGCAGCCACGUCCUCCAAGCUCUCAUCACCACGUCCAGCGACAAGGGAAGGGGAAAGAUCCUCAAGAGGCUGGAGGGUCAGUAUGUCCGGAUGGCGUGCUCCAGGUUGGGCAGUCGAGUACUGGAGGCCAUAUGGAGCAGCGCCUCAGUCAGUCAGAGACAAAGUAUCGCACAGGAGCUUGUGCCAAGUGAAAGCCAGCUGAGGUCCGACCAGUUUGCUCGUCACGUGUGGGCCAAAUUCGCUCUCUCCCACUUCAUCCGCCGACGAGCCCACUGGCAGGAAAUACAAACCGGCGAGUCUAAGAAGCGCAAGCUUUUUAAUGAUAUUCUGGAGUAAAAAUAAAACAAAACAAACAUUUUAGUAUGUUUUACUACAUUUGAUUGGAUGUUUGAAUUAAAAGACAGUAGAUUGCCACUACUAUGGUGGAAAAAAUGAUGAAUGGUGAAAAAUCACUUGAGUCUAUCACAGUUUAAAAAAAAAUCUGUUAAGAAAUCAUGCUGUUUUGAAUACAGUCAAAAUAUUAACAAACAUGUUU
This is a messenger RNA of Dunckerocampus dactyliophorus (ringed pipefish), 2102 nucleotides long. Its product is annotated as nucleolar protein 9. Lineage: Eukaryota; Metazoa; Chordata; Actinopteri; Syngnathiformes; Syngnathidae. Gene Ontology annotation, cellular component: 90S preribosome; nucleolus; preribosome, small subunit precursor. Bases 68 to 1903 code for a protein of 611 amino acids. Gene Ontology annotation, biological process: endonucleolytic cleavage in ITS1 to separate SSU-rRNA from 5.8S rRNA and LSU-rRNA from tricistronic rRNA transcript (SSU-rRNA, 5.8S rRNA, LSU-rRNA); ribosomal small subunit export from nucleus; endonucleolytic cleavage to generate mature 5'-end of SSU-rRNA from (SSU-rRNA, 5.8S rRNA, LSU-rRNA). The record is from RefSeq and is a predicted model, not a curated record. The transcript is spliced from 12 exons. Gene Ontology annotation, molecular function: RNA binding.